CCUGCAUUUUCAACAAUCCAAAACAUUCCAAAUCUUUAUUUAAUCAAUGAAAUUAUUUUGAAUUUAUAUUAUAUUUUUAAUUACCUAAUAUGAUGGGAAAGAGAGCUUUAUGGGAGGAGCUCAAACACUUGAUACAGGAAAAUAGAGGUAACUGGUACAUGGUAGGUGACUUUAACGCUAUUCUAGGAACACAUGAGAGCAAAGGUGGUGGAGGGAGUGUUAGGGAGAUGCGGGAAUUCAACGAAUUCAUGGAGGGGUCUGGUUUGCUUGAUCUCCUUUUAAUUGGAAGGAAAUUUACUUGGUAUCAUCCAAAUGGGUCAUCAAUGAGCAGAUUAGAUCGGAUCCUGGUCUCUAAAGAAUGGUUGUCAAAUUGGAAGGAAUGUAAACAAUGGGGGUUGAAACGCAUAAUUUUAGAUCACAGCCCUAUUUUACUAAAGAACCAGAUAAGGGAUUGGGGUCCACAGCCAUUUAGAGUUUUUGAUGCAAGGCUUGAGCAACCAGGUUUUAAGCAAAUGGUGGAGGAGAUGUUGAAUUCAAUAAGGAUCAGCGCAUGGAGAAGCUUCCAACUAAGAAAAGAUGAAAACCUUGAACAAGGCAAUGAAACAAUGGAGCAGAGGCUUUGUCCAUGGAGUGGAAGACCAAACUAAGAAGGCAUGGGAGAUUAUAGAUCAAUUGGAUAUUAAAGUUGAGACUCAACA
Messenger RNA from Rubroshorea leprosula, 698 nucleotides. Lineage: Eukaryota; Viridiplantae; Streptophyta; Magnoliopsida; Malvales; Dipterocarpaceae. The record is from the annotation of a GenBank genome assembly.